AGACAAGAACAGAAACCAACACAGUAAGAAAAAAAGACCUCACAUCAACAAGAAACACCUACUUCUGCAAAUUGGCCGAUACUACACGAUAAACAUGUCUACCGAAGCCACCGCGUCUAGCAAUUGCGUCUUGUCCAGCAGUGCUAGAAUUUUCGCACACCGAACCCGUUCCCUCAGCGAGGCGCCCCUAAGAAGAUAUAACUUCACCUUCGAUACAGGGUUUUUGACAGAUGACACCAACUUUGACAUAAGCGACUCUGAAUUCGAAUUGGAAUCCGUGGGCAGCUCACCAGAACGAGGAUUCCAUUCGUCCGACAGACCCAGGACAGCUUACAGGCGCGUCAGACCAGGAAGACUACACCGAAUCAAUCUUCCCGGCCUGGACACCGCUCACUUUGGUAUCAACAUACCCGACGAGCAGCUACCACGUAACGAGCCCAUCCCAGAUGACAGUGUUCUCCCCGAGCUCCCCGAAGAGACACGUACCGUGCUCAAUGAAUCUGGCGAGCCUAUCACAUCUUCGUCCUCGGACGAGCGUGAAGCGGCUACCGUAUCAGUGGGAUUCAGCCAUGCUCAUCUAGCCAACAGGCCAAGCGGAACAACCCCACUCAGACCCUCGCACACGAGGGUGGAUGCUUCUCGGGCCCGAUCCGAGGCCGGAACAGAGAGCCGGCUAUCCAGGUUCGGGAGCACUAGCGAUGGAAUUGUUAGAGAAUACUACGAGCAGUAUGUCCCUAGAUCUGCGGGUCCCAUUACUAUUGGUGCCUCAGAGACUAGUACACAGAAUCAGGCAAAUUUGACGGGAGCACAGCAGCUGCCCACAGGCAGCGCAGGAAGUGACUGUGGCCGUCCGAACGCUAUUCCUGUCUACAUCACCAUCAAGAUCGACUAUGAUCCCGCUGUACUAGACGUACGGGGCUACGAUGUGACAGCUACGCCGCGGAACACACCGGCCAGGGAGGAACGAGGCGAAGAAGGAGAUCAGGAGGAAGAUGGUCAGGCGGAAGAUGGACGGAACGGCGGCUGUAGAAUGCAUUGAGUGAAUUGUUUCUUGUUUGCGUGGUGAUGGAGUUGAGAGUUUGAGAAUAGCCCUGAAAUAGUACCUCUCUUUAAUUCAACCUUGCAUUAUUUUUUUUAACUGCUCGAAGAGUGUACCUUCUAAAAUAUGGCACCUCGGACUUCGUACUUGCGGUCAACGUUAUCUUAGGUGAACUAGAUGUGGAUAGGCCGAGCGUGAAGUCUCU
This is a messenger RNA of Hypoxylon sp. EC38, 1244 nucleotides long. NCBI's taxonomy places the organism in Eukaryota, Fungi, Ascomycota, Sordariomycetes, Xylariales, Hypoxylaceae. The record is from the annotation of a GenBank genome assembly.